This is a messenger RNA of Diabrotica virgifera virgifera (western corn rootworm), 1685 nucleotides long. RefSeq names its product tetraspanin-9-like. NCBI's taxonomy places the organism in Eukaryota, Metazoa, Arthropoda, Insecta, Coleoptera, Chrysomelidae. The transcript has 5 exons. Bases 1 to 951 code for a protein of 316 amino acids. Gene Ontology annotation, cellular component: membrane. The record is from RefSeq and is a predicted model, not a curated record.
AUGUCAAAUGGUGCCUCGGGUGUCAGCGGCAGGGCGAUGCGCUACUACCGUCUCUGGAUUUAUACGUGCAACACGGCCUUGCUGGCAGGAGCGCUUGCGUUCGGCGGGGCGGCCGCCAGAACCGUACUCUUCGAUUUUCGCCGAUCGCUCAUCCCAUCUCUCACGCUCUACCAGCCGUCAUUUUUGUACGCUUAUUUGGCGCUACUCACGCAAGGAGGCGCUCUUCAGCUACUCGGUUGCGUUGCCGCGCUUAGGUUAUCUGAAAAGUUGUUGAACGCUUAUUGGUUGUUAUUGUUAGUACUGUUAUUCGGAGACGUAGUGUUGGGUGCCUUUUGGGCGUUUAGGUUCGAGAGAGUGUGUCAAGAACUGAGGCCUGCUCUACGUGUUCGGUUCUACCAAGAGUACGGGACCAACGGCGACUUUACCGACAUGUGGAAUAGACUGCAAUCAGACCACUCUUGUUGUGGAGUGUUGGGUCCUGAAGACUACAAUAGCAGCGCACUGCAGAUACAGAUGCAAAUUCCUGUGAGCUGUUGCUUGAAACCGCCAAGGGCAGGGAAUAGCACCUGCGGCGAAGCAGAUCAUCUUCACCAUGCGAGCGGUUGCGACGAAAGACUGCUAGCGUAUCUUAGAUCAACUGCUUCGAUAUUAGCCAUUCUCGGCUAUUGCGUUUUAGCCUUCCUUAAAAUGUGCUUCCUAGGUAUCUUGCGUUACGAAAUUCGCGAAAUGAUCCAGAAGAUCCGCAUUCUUCGAGCAGAGUUGGAGCUACCCAAUGUGAACGGUAUCGUUCCAGGCUCGUUAAGGGCAGAAAGUGCGGAGAGCGAACGGGAAUCGCUUUUGGUAAGGCCUGAGAGUGCGGCCCUGCUCUCUUCACCGCCAGCUCAGACGAAAAAUCCCAACGGAAACAACAAUUACGAAAUGAGGGAGUACAGGAGUCGCGAGAAUAUAUGACUAAAGUACCGCCUAGAGGGUCUGUUCAACCGCGGUAGGUGGGGCCGCGUGAAGAAGGGUCCUCUGGCUACGCCACUGGAGGAUAUAUUCAAGCGGAAACCAAGGUCGAGGGUCAAGGAUGAUCCCUGCUGAAAUUUCUGAAAUUUGCCAUCGGCUAGAGUGUAAAAGCAAGGCAUGCAAGUCGUACUGAAAAAAUUUACAAAGCAAAUCCAAAUAGGUUCAUAACAUAAUAUGGUUGCUGGCAAUCUCAUUUUAAAGUUUAUAAGCAAAACAAUUCGCCAUAUUCGAAAUUUUAUGCAAAUAAAGAAUUUUAUGAUAAAAAGCUUAAAAUAUAAUUUUUGUUAAAAAAAACGUAUAACAACAAAUAAUCAAGGGUAAAAUUAAACUUCUGAAAACUAAAAGAGAUAUUUUUAGGUACAAGUUGAAAAAACGUUACCUAUUACAUAAUAUUACAGUAUUGGACAUUACUCCAAGUUUGCCAAAAACACUACUAGUCUAAAAGGCAAUGUUUAGACACCGCGAUAAAUCCGAGCAGUUUAUCGAUAUCAAUCGAGUUGUUUCAAUUUAUCGUUGUGUGUAAACGGUACAGGGUUAUUCAGUAUAUUUUGAUCCCCUGUAAACUGCUUUAUUUACAGAAUUAGACAAAAAUGUAAGAUACAAAAGUUACACGAUUUUUUAUGUCGUUUUCGAAAUUGAUAGUAGAAAAACAAAGAAGGUGCAAAGAAGAUGGCCGC